AUGUUCAAGAAACUCGCCGUCCUCUUCGCAUCUGCCUUGCUCGCUGGUAACGUUGCUUUUGCAACGCCCGUCCCUCAAGCGGACCCCGUCCAGAUGUGCGGCGGUAUUGGCUGGGAGGGCCCAACUGACUGCCCCGCUGGCUUCUAUUGCCGAGAGCUCAAUGAAUACGUCAGCCUCUGCGUUCGUGAAUCGACCAACACCGAAGGAACCACCCGACCUGGUGCAACUGGAUUCCCCACCAUCCCCGUUCCUGGACCCACUGGAGUCCCCCCAAUCCCUGGAAUUCCCGGAAUUCCUGGAGUCCCUGGCAUCCCCGGAUUCCCUUGA
This is a messenger RNA of Coprinopsis cinerea okayama7#130, 327 nucleotides long. RefSeq lists its product as hypothetical. Gene Ontology annotation, cellular component: extracellular region. Gene Ontology annotation, biological process: carbohydrate metabolic process. The record is from RefSeq and is a predicted model, not a curated record. Lineage: Eukaryota; Fungi; Basidiomycota; Agaricomycetes; Agaricales; Psathyrellaceae. Gene Ontology annotation, molecular function: cellulose binding. The transcript has 4 exons. The coding region runs from base 1 to 327 and encodes 108 amino acids.